Messenger RNA from Perca fluviatilis (European perch), 1458 nucleotides. Its product is annotated as microfibril-associated glycoprotein 4-like. Bases 610 to 1329 code for a protein of 239 amino acids. The transcript is spliced from 6 exons. The record is from RefSeq and is a predicted model, not a curated record. Lineage: Eukaryota; Metazoa; Chordata; Actinopteri; Perciformes; Percidae. Gene Ontology annotation, biological process: elastic fiber assembly.
CACAAUAACUACAGAUCUGCUGCUGGUUUCUUAUAGGAGCAGACACACAGCACAUGGACAGGUGUGUGUUUGUGUUAUCUGCAGGACAACCAACGGGAUGGGACACAGAUAAGCUGUUGUUUUAUACAUAUAGGUCUAUUUAUGAAUUAUCUGAAACAUGUUUCAGAUUACAUGUCUGUGUAUGUUUCUUGGCAGAGGCGUUUUUCCACAAUAAACAGUUUAUUGUCAUAGAAAUAUUUUCAGUCAACCAAAGUCUCUGGUUCCCACAUGAAGUGACGUGAAUGAUGACCUUUUCACUGGGAGAAAAAGGUUUUUCCAAUGCCCAUGAAUGCACGGACAGUCCUAAGCAGAAGCAGUCUGUUGACUGGAAGUUACAUCAUCUUGGAGAGAUGUGAUUGGCUGCAGAUUUUAAUCCUGCAGAGUUAGACUCUCAGCACAGUGGGGGCGGAGCUUCAUCACGGCUCCUCCUGCUAACACUAACCCUUAAGAGUAUAAAUAAGAGGGAGAGACACUAUGAGACGCUAGAGAUAUCAGAGACAACAAAGACAACAGAGCAUCCAAACACACUGACAUCAGGAUCUUCAUCUUCAGUGCAGCUGAAAUCUGACCAUGAAGCUGGUUUCAGUCGUCCUCCUCCUGCUGGCUCCAUUGUUGACCAGCUGCCACCCGCUCGGUCUGCCGUUGGACUGUAGCGACAUUCAUGAUAAUAGCAACAGCCUCAGUGGAGUGUACACCAUCUAUCCCAUCGGAGCCACGUCUGCUGUCCAGGUGUACUGUGACAUGGAUUCAGAAGGAGGAGGGUGGACGGUGUUCCAGAGGAGGAUGGACGGCACGGUGAACUUCUACAGGGGCUGGGAUCAAUACAAGACCGGCUUUGGUAUCGCUGCUGGAGAGUACUGGCUCGGUCUCCAGUCUCUCUUCUACCUGACUCAGAAGAAGAAGUAUGAGCUGCGUGUCGACAUGGAGGACUUUGAAGGAAACAAAACGUUCGCUCGUUACUCCUCGUUCUCCAUCGACGCUGAGUCCUCCGGAUACACACUGAAUGUUUCUGGAUUCACUGAUGGAGGAGCAGGAGACUCCAUGAGUUAUCACAACGGACAGAAGUUCACCACCUUCGACAGAGACCAGGACUCUGAUGCUGAAUGGAACUGUGCCAGAUUCAGCAUGGGGGCGUUCUGGUACCACAGCUGUUUCUCUACAAAUCCAAACGGUGUUUAUGGUUGGGGGGCUGACAACACCAUCCCUAAUGUUGGAGUGGAUUGGUAUCAUUGGAAAGGUCGUUACUUCUCCCUGAAGACCAUCAGCAUGAAGAUCCGUCCUGUGCAGUAGUAAAGAAAAUGUAUAAAAGUAACAUAUUUGUAGUUCAGGACAGCCACUUGAUGUUUGGUGGAGGUUUGAAACUCUAAUGUGAAUCUUUAUCUGCUGUACGGUGACAAUAAAUAAGAAGCUGAGCAUUAA